AUGGCUGAGAGAGGAGCUACACCAAUGCUCAUCACAGCUCUCAUAUGGUCAGUACUUUAUACAUCUGUACCAUGCGCUGGGACAAAUGUUAAAAUUGGUGUCCCUGAAAACUACGAUGGUAUUUUCCCAUGGUAUCUAACCAAGCUUCAAAGCCUGCCAUCUAAUCAUAGUGACCUGGUGGUAACAGGAGAUGAUGAGGGCAUAUUUGGAGUCGAUGCUCAGUUUCUGUACGCCCUAAAACCACUGGACAGGGAAAAGCAGCCAUCUUACUCUCUGCAGGUGUCCUUCAGAACGUCAGUGCAUCGUCAGAGCUUCAAUGUUGAAGUGUGUGUCAUCGACAAGAAUGACAACGUGCCUACGUUCAUAGAGGAGAGCAUGAGAGGCAGCGUGCAGCUCGGGCUUCUCAAGGGAAUACCAUUCAUGCAAGUGGAAGCGCUAGAUCGUGACGACCGCAACAGUCCCCACGCUGAUCUGCGCUUCAGCCUGAUGGAACAAACACCCAGGAUUCCCUCCAGCCAAAUGUUCUCCAUCCAUGCCGUCUCUGGGGAGGUUUCACUCACUGAGGAAGGAGCCUCUACUCUGGACCCAGAGAUGUGUGGUCGUUACAAGCUCUCAGUGAUGGUGAAGGAUAUGGCUGGGAGGGCGGAUGCCUUCUUCUCCACUGGCAUUGUUACUGUUGAGGUGACAGGAAACACCUGGGCAUCACCUGACCCUGUACGGCUUCAGGAAAAUCUUCCGGGCCCUUACCCCAUACCCAUCUCACAGGUCAAAUGGAGUGGCAGUCAGGCAGAGUAUGGUCUGGAGGGGGAGUUUCCAGAGAUGCUCUUCACCAUCAGCAGAGAAGGAGUCAUUUAUCUCAAUGCCCCGCUGGACAGAGAGACACAAGACCAGUUUCAUAUCAGCAUUGUGGUUGAGCGUCCCGACGGUAGGGAGAUUGCCAAACCUGUGGAGCUGAGGGUGAUGGUGGGUGACGCUAAUGAUAACAGGCCCACAUUUCCGCAGGCACAGUACCAUACUGUGGUGAAGGAACUGGCUGCUCGAGGGACAGAAAUCCUGACAGUGCAAGCGGCUGAUAAUGAUGACCCUAAGACAGACAAUGUACGAAUCUUCUACCGCUUAGUCGGACAAAUUCCAGAGAGUCCUCGUGCCCUCUUCAGAGUGGACCGUGACUCAGGGGUCAUCUCGGUCCAAGCGGAUAGUAUGGAGGGCACGGCACCGCAGUACACUCUAACCAUCACUGCUGAGGAUGCCAAAGGUCUGAACAGUUCCUGCACUGUGGUUGUGACGGUGCAGGAUGAGAAUAACAACCCACCGGUGUUCUCCCAACACGAGUACGGACCCUUUCACAUCCCAGAGGAUGCCCUGGUGGGUACGACAGUGACAGCUGUGCUGGCGAGGGAUGCAGAUGUUCGAGGUGGAGACAGCUGGAAGGUGGACUACCGUUUAGAGUCUGGAGAUGAAGAGGACGUCUUUUCAUUAGUGACAGAUAAGCAGACCAAUGAGGUCUCACUUGUCCUCUCGAAGGUGUUGGACUUUGAGCGCGAGAGUGAGUACAUCCUCGUGCUCAGUGCCCAGAAUCCAGUUGCCUUAGUCCGUGGCCGGUACGGCCCCGCAUCCACAGCAACGGUCUCCAUUUAUGUUGACGACGUGAACGAGGGUCCGAUCCUGUCUCAAAGCCAUUAUGAGGUGACUGUGAGAGAAGGGGAAGAACCAGGACGGGUUAUUGCCACCAUCCGAGGUUACGACCCUGAUUCUCACCCAAUAAGAUAUUCUCUUCAAGGGGACACCAAGAAAUACUUUUCAAUUGGGAAGUAUUCUGGUGAGCUAAAGACUGUGCAGGCCUUGGACAGGGAGGAGAACAGCACGUACACCAUGGAGGUCAUUGCAGUGGAUGGACGAAACUCCUCCCUGUCUGCAUCCACCCUGGUGACUGUCCAUAUCCUGGAUGUGAAUGACAACAGUCCAGUGCUGGUAGGAGAUUACUCCUGGAAGUACCUGUGUACACCUCGCUUAGAGGACCAAGCUUUGGUGCUUGCAUCACGGGACAGUGAUGGACCGCAGCAUGGAGGACGACUUAAUUUCUCCCUCCGCAGCGAUGUCACAGUUCGACGUAACUGGAAGCUAACACCUAUUAACGAUACUCACACCAACCUGUCCUUAAAUAUCCCAUACCUGCCCCCUGACGUCUACAUCGUGCCCUUCACCAUCUCUGACAGCAGCUCUCCUCCCAGGAGCACCUUCAUACACUUGCCAGUGACUGUGUGCCCCUGCAAUGUCAGAGGAAACUGCAAAAUGGCUGCCAAGCAGCUGGAGGGCAUGCCAACUAUACAGUCUGCAGUCGGCAUUUUGCUUGGCACCUUUGCAGUUAUAGGAGUGAUCCUCAUUGUUGUAUUUGUGAGACUGUCCUACCAGAACCCCAAAGAGCCAAGCAAGACUAACCAGGAGAGAGUUCCCCUUAAGAUUUCAAUCUAA
Molecule: messenger RNA, 2472 nt
Organism: Pelmatolapia mariae (spotted tilapia)
Lineage: Eukaryota; Metazoa; Chordata; Actinopteri; Cichliformes; Cichlidae
Gene: cdh16
Product: cadherin 16, KSP-cadherin
Exons: 17
Coding region: 1-2472 (823 amino acids)
Biological process (GO): adherens junction organization; cell-cell adhesion mediated by cadherin; cell morphogenesis
Cellular component (GO): plasma membrane; catenin complex; adherens junction
Molecular function (GO): calcium ion binding; cadherin binding
Source: RefSeq, a predicted model, not a curated record